Dentiscutata heterogama is the source of this 315-nucleotide messenger RNA. The record is from the annotation of a GenBank genome assembly. NCBI's taxonomy places the organism in Eukaryota, Fungi, Glomeromycota, Glomeromycetes, Diversisporales, Gigasporaceae.
GCCCAGAAAGACCAAAAGUUGAUGGCGGAUUUGAAAGAGAUUCCAAAGAAAAUAUUUUUAAACAAAUGAAUAAAGUUUCUUUAUUCAUGACAGAAUUACUGAAAAAAGAAAAUGAUGUACUUGCAGCUUUACAAUCUUUAAUUUACGAGAGUCCACCUGAAGAAAAUGGUAUUGACUACUUUAUCAACAUUAUUAAAAUUUCACCAAGCACUAAUAUUACAUCUCCUACUACCAAUUCAAUUAAAAUUGAUAGUAAUGAGGCUGGAGAUAAUAUUGAUACUUUAUCUAAACUACUAGAAACUGAUGAUGAUACUA